This is a messenger RNA of Peronospora matthiolae, 429 nucleotides long. NCBI's taxonomy places the organism in Eukaryota, Oomycota, Peronosporomycetes, Peronosporales, Peronosporaceae. The record is from the annotation of a GenBank genome assembly.
AUGCAGAUGGUCCUGGAAGAGCGCGACCUGUGGAAGGUCACAUGUGGAGAAGUCAAGCUGGAGCACUGCACCAACGUGAUGGAUAAAUCGACGUUCAAGAGAAAGUCACGCAAGGCGCUGGCGAUCAUCUGUCUCGCGAUGGAAGAUUCGCAGCUGCCGCUAGUCCGUUCAGCGAUUGGAGCGUACGAUGCAUGGUCAAGACUGGAAGGACACUACGAGAAGAAGAGCCUGGCGAACAAACUAUUUCUUCUUCGACGCUUCUUCACAACGAUGAUGGAUGAAGGUGAUGAUGUGCUGAAGCACAUCAACAAGCUCAAGUCUCUGGCGGAGCAGCUUGAUGCGGUUGGCGCUCCGGUCAGCGAGGACGACUUGGUGAUCACGCUUCUUGGUAGUCUAAGCGAGUCGUACCAGUUUCUAUUCACGGGGUAA